AUGUCUCUUCCCUUAAUGUAUGCGGUUCAUUCUUCCGUUACUCACGAAUGUCUUGAACAGAUUUCCACAAAAUAUCAUCUUGUUGAUAAAUAUAGAGUUGUUCUUCUUGGUCCUACAAUGGUUAUUGAUCAUCUGCCAACAAGUAAAGUUGGUUUUUAUCUUUAUUACUUUGAGAAACCUGAUAGGACUCUUCAUCUAAGUCAAGACAUAGAUAAGAUUUCACGCUUGAAUGUGAUGAUGAAAAAUUUCCCUAAAGCUAUGUUGGGUCAGGCUAGUAUGAGCCCUUAUUGGUUGCGUAUGGGUGUGGUUCCUUCAUUUUUGGUUCGAGGACUAGCACAUGAUCUUGGUUCAGAUGAUUAUAAUCUUCCCAUUAUUGAUGACAGUUUUGAUGGUAGCAGGAGCGAAGGCAUUAAUUCACAAAAUCAGAAGGAGGAUGAGGAGGAAUCAGAGUCUUUAGUCAUAGUUCACGAUUCAUAUGAUGAUGAUAUAGGUGAGCAAACUCCAAAUGUCACCACCAUCCUUGUUACUGUUUUUGGGAGUGAUGAUGAAGGCGAAGGUGGACUGCGACCCAUGGUUCGUUGUAAGAGGGGUAGGGAUUCAAUCGCUUUUGCAGCUCUUGUGGCUGUUAUGUCUGGUGGCGAGGGUAGUAGUGGUAGAAUUGUAAAGAGGUCUCGUUCCUUGGAUCCUGUUACUUUUUGUUCUUUUGUUGAUAGCCUUGGUGUGCAUUGGUCUUCCACUUAA
This is a messenger RNA of Lactuca saligna, 741 nucleotides long. The record is from the annotation of a GenBank genome assembly. Lineage: Eukaryota; Viridiplantae; Streptophyta; Magnoliopsida; Asterales; Asteraceae.